CCAAAAGUAAAAAAAAUUCAAUUACAAAAAUAUCCAUUAAUAAUUUAAAAUGUACACAGAAGUAGAUGUUUUCGUUAGUAAUUUCACAUUAAUAGAUCCAGAAAUAUACCAGCUAUGGAUCGAAGGAUGUUCGUCGAGUGAGGCUGUCACUACUUUACACCAGCGGGCUGUGAGCAAACAAACCGGAGCCACUGUUGAACUUAUUGCCAGUGAUGUUUUGGAUCAUUACAGAACAUUCGCAUUAUUAGAGAGACUUCUGACGGUGCCAUCAAAGCUGUCCGAACAGAUGGUCUUUCAAAUCGAUGAACCGACGAAGCAUAUGCUUAUCGAGAAAUAUUAUGACUUAGACGAUGCGGUCAUUAGAGAACUGCUCGGCCGUAAACUGUCUUCACGACACAGGAAGGAUCUCGAUGAGGUGGCGGAGCGCUCGGGGGCGCCGCUGCGGUGCUGCCGGCGGCAGUUCGACAACGUGCGUCGCGUGUUCAAGGCGGUGGAGGAGAUGCCGGGGAACGUCGUCGCGAACAUCCGGUCAACAUUCCUGAUAUCCGAACCUCUCGCUAAAAAAUAUGGCGCCGUUGUCUUCAUAGCUUGUAUGAGAUUUGAAACGACGAAACGCAAACUCCAAUAUCUCUGCUUCAACGAUUUUUUUCACUGUGCACAAGCCAUCAUGGGUAGCUGGACGUACAGCUGCACAGGUCCAGAGUACUAUGACACGGAGAUGGACCGAGAGUUCCUUCUAGAACUUCGCGAACUGAGAAUUCUUCUCGAUAAAGAGAAAGAACAUAAGCAUUUGAUAUGCAUGAGGCUAAAACCCAAGUUGCUGGAGAAAUCGUAUCAGGAGCUGGAACUUAAUUUUAGAUUGUACACGAGGGCGCUCGUCGGUCUCGCGUGUAACUUGCACAGAGGUCGCGAGCUGCGGUCCCUGUUUACGGAUCUACUUGAAAGGUGCAUCGAACCGUUGAGGAUGGGUGGCUGGCCCAAAACGGAUUUAGCUCAGUUCCUCUGCGCUUACGAACAGUGCGCCCUACAAAUGGACGUCUUAAGGGAAGCGGACUUGAAGAGCGUUUGGGAGAGAUAUAUGCGUGUGGUCAGCCAGUGUUUAUUGACAAUGUAUCACCUGUGAAUAGAAUACAAAGUUAGACAGGACCAGAUUUAAAGGUGUGGAGGGCCUUGGGGUCAAAAAAAGAGGCCCCUUAUCAUUACUUUAAAAAUUAAUUUGAACAAUUUCAUUUCUGAAAGGUUUGUCAAUAAUGUAUCAAGUCUUUGUAUCAGUAACUUUUGAAACGAUAAUUAUUAAUAUUAUUAUAACUUGACUAUAUCUAAAUAUCUAAACAUAUUUACAUUAAAAUUGUUAACUCGACGGUAUAUCUAUUGAGGGGGAGGAGGAGGCCUCAAGGCAGUUGUCCGGAUGCCCUUAAUCCGGCCCAGAACUUGGAUAAUAUAUUAAAACAAAUAUAUGUAUUUAUUAUUGCCACUAAACGUAAAUAUACGAACGUAUUAUGAAAAUGAGUCAAUUUAACUACAGUGCCAUCUAUUGGCUUCUAGUGUACCUCUUGACAUAAGGAUUAUAUAGUCUGUUCCGAUCGAAAAAGAAAUGACGAUAAACAAACCUUAGAUUUACGUACUCCUUGCUAACAGCUCAGCUAUACUGUGCACUAAUAAGAGUUUACAAUGAAUAUAUCUUUAUUUAAAAUACAACACUAUUACACUUAACUGCUUAUAUCCACUUUAAUUUUACUUCCAAAGUUCCGAUAGCAACUUCGUCGUUCAAAACGCCAUUUAUUUGCAAAUCGAUAGCGAAUAUCAUAUAUUAAGCCCUCCAAUGAUAACGCGUCAAAUCGAUAUCAAAGUCAAUAUUUGGCUUUUGUACUUAUGGUGGGUUUACUAUAGUGUGAAUAUGGCCUUAGUUGGUGUUGUUUAACAUUUACACAAUCACAAAAAUACAUCAGUAUAUUAUUGACUAAUAAUAACUAAUAUUUGAGCAAAGUUUACCAAUACAUUUUGUAGAUGUAUCCUUUUUAGAUAUACUAGCUGCCUCAUAGCUUCGCAUGGUUAGGUUAUUCUGCAUGUAAAGAGAAAAAAAUGUAAUUUUCUUUCAUUUGAAAUCCGCGCAUCAACUGGCAUCGAACGUGUGACAUGACAAAUCAGUUUCAAUCAGAAGAAUCUCGUGAUUGUGAAAAGUAGAGUAUCUUAAUUGUGGUUUAGGGACUGACAUUGUUAAUAAUAACAUUGAAUGUCGUUUUAUAAGAUAUUUUCUGUUAAUAUGUGAUUAGGACGACACAGCAAGUCAAACACAAUUGAGUUUCUCUAAUUACAGAGAAGAGUUCUCUUCUCUGUAAGAAGAAUCUUCAGUCUCUCUCAGUUGAUGCGCGGAAUUAAAAUUAAGGAAAAUUACAUUUUUUUUUCUUUACACACAUAUACGUUUUAACGUUUAUGUUAACAGGACUAACAUACAAAAAAUCUUGUUUUUUGUUUGGGCUUGGAAUGGACAACAAUAUAUUUUUUGUCUCUUGUGUCUAAGCUAAUCAUAAUCUCAUUGGAUUAUAAUUAUUCAAAAUCUUAAGCUGUGUGUAAGUAAGAAGUUAAAUUACACGUGAUCGACUGACAUUUGUCGUAAUUCAUAUUAUAAAUACGUUUUAUGACUCAAUCGAUCUUGUCUUCACAUUGACAGUCUAUUGACUCCCCCCCCCACACACUUAACAUAACGUGACUUCUCUCUUGUGACAUAUGAAACGUUUUUGUGAACGCGUGGGAAGAGUUACAAUUAAAAUAAACGUGUGUUCAAGAACUGUCUUUGUGGAACGUAUUCGACGCAUAUCAUUAUGUAGAGCAUAUGAUUUAUGCAAUGACUUGACGGAUUGUUCAGUAAUCAGUUGUAAAAUGAUAAUUCAACAUUUCUUGCCAAAUUCUAUUUAAUACAUAAUUUAUUACAAUAAUUAUUGAUGUUAGGAAGCUUAUGUAAAUAUAGAAAUCAAAAUUUAACAAAACAAUUGUAUAUAUUAUGACCAAAGAAUGGUGAUAAUGAUGGUAGCAGCAUUUCCCCAUUGAAUCUCAAUUGGCGUUCUUUGGGGGGGAAAAUAACCAACACUCCUGUGGAGAAGUUGAGGCAAGAACGGGGUUUUAAAUCUUCUAGAUUGUAUUCUGCACAAACAUAAAUUCGAAAUAGAGAAUUCAGUAUUUUAAAUUUAAUGUACUAUAAAUAUUGUUUUAAAUUAAAGUUUUUUUUUUCUUUUUGACUUUUUGUAGAGUGUUUAUUAUCUGUGCAUAAUUGUUUUUUUUAA
Vanessa atalanta (red admiral) is the source of this 3281-nucleotide messenger RNA. It is a transcript of the gene Fibp, whose product is annotated as acidic fibroblast growth factor intracellular-binding protein. The record is from RefSeq and is a predicted model, not a curated record. Gene Ontology annotation, cellular component: nucleus. NCBI's taxonomy places the organism in Eukaryota, Metazoa, Arthropoda, Insecta, Lepidoptera, Nymphalidae. The coding region runs from base 50 to 1123 and encodes 357 amino acids. The transcript has 11 exons.